Messenger RNA from Myotis lucifugus (little brown bat), 1587 nucleotides. It is a transcript of the gene SIRT7, whose product is annotated as sirtuin 7. The record is from RefSeq and is a predicted model, not a curated record. NCBI's taxonomy places the organism in Eukaryota, Metazoa, Chordata, Mammalia, Chiroptera, Vespertilionidae. Gene Ontology annotation, molecular function: NAD+ binding.
AACCUGGGGCACGGGUGGGCCUGACCAGCUGCCCCCUCAGUGUGGAGGACAGUGUGGCUGCAGAGCUGGGCUGGAGGAGCCCCCAGAGGAAGCAGGGCUCAUUGGAGUCUGGAAGGAGGAGGUGGACCAGUGCAGGGCCGGCCUGGAACGUGUUGGGAGCAACAUUUGCUUCCUGCUCUUGGGGGCCGUCGGUGUCCGCGGUGGUGCCUGCUCACGGGCUUAUCUCCUCCUGAGCCCGCAGGCAGCCUCCAUCCCAGACUACCGGGGUCCGAACGGAGUGUGGACGCUGCUUCAGAAAGGGAGGCGCGUGAGUGCCGCCGACCUGAGUGAGGCGGAGCCGACCCUCACCCACAUGAGCAUCGCCCGCUUACACGAGCAGAAGCUGGGGCAGCACGGGGUGUCUCAAAACUGCGACGGGCUCCACCUGCGGAGCGGGCUGCCGCGCUCGGCCAUCUCGGAGCUCCACGGGAACAUGUACAUCGAGGUCUGCACGGCCUGCACUCCCAACAGGGAGUACGUGCGGGUGUUCGACGUGACGGAGCGCACCGCCCUGCACCGGCACCAGACGGGCCGGGCCUGCCACAAGUGUGGGGCGCCGCUCCGCGACACCAUUGUGCACUUCGGGGAGAGGGGGACCCUGGGGCAGCCUCUGAACUGGGAGGCAGCCACCCAGGCUGCCAGCAAAGCAGACACGAUCCUGUGUUUAGGCUCCAGCUUAAAGGUUCUAAAGAAGUACCCAUGCCUCUGGUGCAUGACCAAGCCCCCCAGCCGGCGGCCCAAGCUCUACAUUGUGAACUUGCAGUGGACCCCAAAGGAUGACUGGGCUGCCCUGAAGCUCCACGGGAAGUGUGAUGACGUCAUGCAGCUCCUGAUGGACGAGCUGGGCCUGGAGAUCCCCCCCUACAGCAGGUGGCAGGACCCCAUCUUCUCCCUGGCAACCCCCCUGCGGGCCGGUGAAGAAGGCAGCCACAGUCGGAAGUCGCUGCGCAGAAGUCGAGAGGAGCCCUCGCCUGGAGACCAGGGCGCACCACUCAGCUCAGCCCCCAUCCUAGGUGGCUGGUUUGGCAGGGGCUGCGCCAAAGGCACAAAAAGGAAGAGAGUGACAUAACCUGGUGCUCGACUGAGAACAGCAGUUGGCACUUUGCAGAUGGCUGGACCUCGGAUCCAGGGGCUGGUGGCACCCAGCACGCCGGGAAUGCCCCGCAGGUCCAGUGAGAAUGCUCUGGGGUGACAUUGUCACGGUGACACGCUUAGCCAUUUGUCCUGGUGGGGAGCCCCCUUGCACUGCUGCGCUUCCCCGCCUGCGCCCCCACCGGGGGCCUGGGUGCUGACGAGUGGCCCAUCCAGUCUGUCCUGGAGGUGGCAGCCACGCUGUCCCGUGGGAACAGAACUCGGGGUACAUCACACCUGGCCAGCCAAGAGGAAGCACUCGCUGCCGUGCCUCCUCCAGGCCAGUCUCAGGGGCCUCAACCCUAUUUCUACUUCCUAUAAAAAUGACAUCUUUAUAGCAAACCUUUUUCUGUAUCGGUAUGCGGCCUCGGCAGACCUUUUUGUUGCUAAUAAACGUCUCUGCGCUGUCUCCCCGCA